Ectocarpus sp. CCAP 1310/34 is the source of this 658-nucleotide messenger RNA. The record is from the annotation of a GenBank genome assembly. NCBI's taxonomy places the organism in Eukaryota, Phaeophyceae, Ectocarpales, Ectocarpaceae.
UUUCGCGCAGCCGGCGACGACGUGGAAAUGCCGGAAGCGGCAGGAGCUUCGGGUCCUUUAGCCGUCGCGGAUUAUCAGGCAGGACACGUGUUCGAAGUGGCCGACGGAGCCGACAGCAAGACGACUUGGGAAGCGAUCGAGGCUCAGCUCCAAGCGCAUUUCGGCUCCACCGAUUACGUGGUCAUGAGGAGGAACAGCAUGAGGAGUGUCACCCAGGGGCAACAACGACAAGGUUCUGAUGAAGCACCCUACCUGGAGCAGCGGGGUUCUGGGGACUAUGCUCAAGUUCUUUGAGCCAAUUGGGCAGGCGCUCAAGCAACUCGGAGCAAGCAACUACGCCUUGGAUGUAACCAAAUCGGAGGCGGUAGCAGCCAUGACGUACGCGACGGAACGGCUCGCCCAGGGCUCGGAUGCAGUGACAGCUCUGCUGCCGACGCUAAGCCGCAUAAGAGGGCGGCGUGCGUUUCGCCACCGCUCCGGAUUCGAGGGACUUGCCAAAUAUCGACGACAACGGUGGCGACGAUGCCACCAUGUAAGCUCGGACAUCUCUCCCCGCCUUUUGCGCUUUGCUGCACGGGCAGGACAUCACGGAAGUGUACAAGAUAUCCUUUCGUUCGGGCGGUGCGGAUGGGCGAGCCCAUCUCGUCGUGACGGGGCC